AGGGGGUUGAUGAGGGGGUUGGUGAGGGGGUUGGUGAGGGGGUUGGUGAGAGGCAGCGUUAUCCGGGCCCUUGGGCAGCGCAGAGCCGAGGCCUCGCUCCCGGCCUGGGCUAGGCCUGUGGGGCUCUCACGGCGCCGAUAGGGGCCCGACAGGGGUCUCUUUGAGGGCUGAGAGCCGAGAGGGGCCCGGGUUGCGGAGACCCAGGACCCCGGGCGAGGUGAACCCUCAGCCUGGGAGUUGAGAGGAUCCACAGUGGCCGGAAAGGGUGAGGACCAAUGGAGGAUCGUAAGAGACGAAGGAGCCCCAAGUCGUCGUUCUCCGGCGGCGCUCAGCCCGGACCCCACCAGAACCCCGGCGGGGCCCCCGCGCCGACGGCGGCUGCCCGCGGCGCCGCCGCCGCCGUCACGGGCAGCAAAAGCGCCACGUUCAGCGGCGGCGGCGGCAGCAGCAGCCCGCCCGGCACCGCCAACUCGCCCCGGCAGCAGCUGCAGCAGCAGCCCGCCAAGCCCAAGGGAGCGGCCAAGCCCCGCACCUCCGCCGCCACAGGCCACCACCGCGCCGGUGCCCCCAUACCCGCUGCCGCCACGGCCGGCGCCGUGGCCCCCGGCGCGCCACCCAAGGGGCCGGUGGCAGCCGUGGCUGGACCCACGCAGCAGCACUCGUUCCUGACGGACGUGUCGGAGGUGCGGGAGAUGGAGCGCGGCCUCGUUAACCUCCUCAACGACUUCCACUGCGGCAAGCUGCAGGCCUUCGGGAGCGAGUGCUCGUUCGAGCAGAUGGAGCACGUGCGCGAGCUGCAGGAGAGGCUGGCGCGCCUCCACUUUGACCUGGACGUGGAAAGCGAGGCGAUGGCAGAGGAGGUGCGCAAGGGGGCGGCCAGCCGCAACCUCGAGCAGCUGCUGUCCAACCUGGAGGAGCUCAGCUCUUCAAUAAGCUGCACGUCAGCGACUCCCAGUCCUUGCCACGGUCGGCCAGUGCGUGAGCCCGCACAGCACAGACCGACGCAAACAAGCCCCACCCGGACCCAGCCAAACCCAGAUCGGACCCAUCCCAACCUGGACCGGACCAAUUCCAACGCAGACCGGACUGGACAAAUACAAACCCGGACCGGACUCUUCCCAACCCAGAUCGGACCCAGCCAAUUCCCAGACAGGACCCAGCCAAACCCGGACCGAACCCUUUCUAACCCAGACCAGACUCAUCCCAGCCUGGACCGGACCGAUCACAACCUGGACUGGAUCCAGCCAAACCCGGACCAGACCGGACCCAGCCGAAGCUGGGCUUGACUCACCUUACCCAGAGUAGCAGCUCGGACCUGACUCUGGGUCGUCGAACUGAGCUAAACUGGACCUGGGCCAAAACUAGGUUGGCAACCGCCAAUCGGAUCAUUAACAGAGGUCACGUGACCCUUCGGCACUGUGAGUUCUGUAGACCCGGGACCCGUCCAAACAGAGCAUCCUGAGCCGGGUGAAUUGUGUUAUUAAACAAUAAAAUGUUAAA
Lethenteron reissneri (Far Eastern brook lamprey) is the source of this 1500-nucleotide messenger RNA. Its product is annotated as coiled-coil domain-containing protein 28B-like. The record is from RefSeq and is a predicted model, not a curated record. NCBI's taxonomy places the organism in Eukaryota, Metazoa, Chordata, Hyperoartia, Petromyzontiformes, Petromyzontidae.